This is a messenger RNA of Mirounga angustirostris (Northern elephant seal), 847 nucleotides long. RefSeq names its product POP7 homolog, ribonuclease P/MRP subunit (gene POP7). Gene Ontology annotation, cellular component: nucleus; nucleolar ribonuclease P complex; ribonuclease MRP complex. The transcript is spliced from 2 exons. NCBI's taxonomy places the organism in Eukaryota, Metazoa, Chordata, Mammalia, Carnivora, Phocidae. The record is from RefSeq and is a predicted model, not a curated record. Bases 170 to 592 code for a protein of 140 amino acids. Gene Ontology annotation, molecular function: nucleic acid binding. Gene Ontology annotation, biological process: tRNA 5'-leader removal.
AUUCGUGGAUCGCGGGGGACGGGCGCGCGUGCGCACUGCGCAGCCCUCGCAGGAGCCCGGAGCCGUAAGGGCGGCCGCAGUCUCGCGAUCCUCCAGCGCGCAGCCUUUCUUCUCUUCCUGGGUCCUGCGUGUCCGGCGCCGUACGCUCCGUCCGAGAGGAGCACACAGCAUGGCGGAAAACCGAGAGCCCCGCGGGGCCGUCGAGGCUGAACUGGACCCGGUGGAGUAUACCCUUCGGAAGCGGCUUCCCCACCGCCUGCCCCGGAGGCCCAAUGACAUUUAUGUCAACAUGAAGACUGACUUUAAGGCCCAGUUGGCCCGCUGCCAAAAGCUUCUGGACGGAGGGGCUCGGGGUCAGAAUUCAUGCAGUGAGAUCUACAUUCACGGCUUGGGCCUGGCCAUCAACCGUGCCAUCAACAUUGCCCUACAGCUUCAGGCGGGCAGCUUCGGGUCCUUGCAGGUGGCUGCCAAUACCUCCACCGUGGAGCUUGUCGAUGAGCUGGAACCAGAGACUGACACACGAGAGCCGCUGACCCGCAUCCGCAACAACUCGGCCAUCCACAUCCGGGUCUUCAGGGUUGCACCCAAGUAAUGGAAAUGAGGAUGGCCACCUUAUCCACCCACCCCCACAUAAGUAGGCUCAGAUAUGGCUCAUCUUGUACUGAGUACAGUCAUGGACCUCCUACCAGAGCCACGUAAGAAAAAGCCUGUCCCCUUAUAGCCCAGAGGACUCUGAACUGCGAGGGAGAGUAUUGUCUCUUGUUGGGCCCAAGCAGUGGGUCUUCCCGAGUCUUUGUGAUCUGUAACCAUUGUCCUAGACAAUAAAAACUACCAAGUUGUGUUAGUA